GCCCUGCCGGCAGCGCUAGCCUUCGGACAUGUUGGUGGUAAGCGGUCAGACCGGGAUGAAGCGGCCGGCGGAGGGCUGGGACCGCAGCCGGGUUCGCGAGAGACUGCAUGCCGCUCUGGCCGGCCUCCAGGAGCUCCAGGUGCUGAGGGACAAGCAGCAGACGCUGGUGAGAGCGGCUCUGGCCAUGCAGCCGGCCGCGCCGCCGCCACCCCAGCCUCCGGUUCCCCGCGCGCCUCGGCUCCCGCAGCUGCUGCCCUCGACUGUCCCUGCGGGAGACCCGCACAGCAAGGAGCAUCGAUUGGAAGCCACUCUCACUGCUCUCAAGGAACAACUGUCACGUUUGAGGAGACAAGAUGUUGGCCUGAAAACUCACUUGGAUCAACUGGACCAGCAAAUAAGUGAACUUAAGUUGGAUGUAAACAAGACCUCCAGUGAAAACCUUGAUAGUGACAGCAGGCCUAGUUCAGGCUUUUAUGACCUGAGUGAUGGUGGGUCCUGUUCUUUGUCCAACUCCUGCACAUCCGUCUACAGUGAGUCCAUCUCCUCCUCUCAUAGCAGUCUGCUUCCUGGAAUUCAGACCCCUAAAGUCAGGCUCAGUAUCUUCGACUACCGCCCCAAGUCUGCUGAUGAGACCACUGUACACAGUGCCCACCUCCAACCUCAGAGACUACCUGUGAGUGACGGUUGUUGGAUCAAGGGCAGCCCAGAGAGUGAAGGGGAAACUUUGGCCAAGUUCAAGCCAAGGCCAGUUUCUACAGGUGACCUUGAAAGAAUUGUGCCAACUGAUGGAAGCCUUCAAAAGACAACCACUGACCCUAAGUCUGUGUCACCCCUUUGCCAUGGAACAGAAAUUCUGUUCCAUGUGGUGGACCCAAAGUAUCAGAGUGACUUGGUCUCCAAGAGUGGCAAUGAUAUAUACCCUUAUCCAAGUCCUCUGCAUGCAGUGGCUUUGCAGAGCCCCCUGUUUUCUUUGACUAGGGAAACCCUAGAGACUGACAACCACUUGCCCCUUUCUAAACCCAUCCUGAGUGUGUCAGGUCCCAACUUAAUCAGGACUAAACCGAUUAUUGAGGUUCCUCCUCCUGGUGGCUAUAUUGACAAGCUGCUCCAGCUGACCCGGGACCGAGGGAAAUAUACAGGGGGCAGUGUGAGUGAGAGGGCAUCAGUUAAAGGGCAGGUGCCCCCAUCCCAGCAGAGGCUCAGUAUUACUCCCACCCUCAGUGGGCUGAGAGUGAACAGUGGUAGUCAGCUAGAGAAGCAGGUUAGCUCUCCAGAAAGUAUGCAAGCUAACGCAGGAAGGGUUCAGAGAGAGUUGCCUGAUGAGAACAGUGUGAAACCCCAAGAAGCCGGAGAAGCCUGUUUAGAUGUGGAACAGCCAGCCAGCCAGCAAAGCUUGGAAUCCUUGGCUACAAAGAGCUGCUUCCCUGGUGAGGUCAGCCCUGCCUCUGCUCAGGAAGAGCCAGGGGUCAUUAAUCUAGAACAGGACUCACCUUCCUGCUCCCAGGUACACCAAUCACAUCUCAACCUGGCUCCCCAAAGGGCAAAUGCCAAAGUCAUCCUGCCGCCCAGAAAGGUGGGCAAAAAGGGGACUAGUCUCGUUACGGGUGAGUUUGUCCAUGCUCAGUUUGUCCCCGGAGAGGCCCACCUGAUGAGGUUGAAAGCAAGCAAUCCCAAGGCAAAGGCUCUGAAGGUCAAGCGAAGGAGCAGUGAUAAGGUGCUGAGGCUUGGGAAGCAGCAGCCACUGUUAACAGAGAGGCCACGGGGAAUGCACACAGUGUCCCGACUGACUGCAGAGUGGAAUCCUUCUCUGAGGUCCCACGGAGGAAAGAACCUCAUGAGGAGACCAACAUUUGUUGGGGAAGUGACUGGUCGGUCUUGCUCUGAGUCUAGCCUCUUUCCUGUACAGUUUCACAUCCCAACAGUAGUGUCCCGUCCUGAGCUUUAUCCAGCCUCAUCACAUCCUUUGUACUCUUUUGAAGCGGCUCAACUCAAUGUGGUAGCCAACGGGGGUGCCAAGAAGAAGCAGCAACGGAAAUGGCAGUCGACCGUAGAGAUCUCAGCUAAGACCCACCUGACAAGCUUUUCUGCUGACACCGGCUUGGCCCUGCCCAGGCCACCUGCAAGGAGAGCUGGCAUCUUACGGACUGUGAGCGUGAGGGCCCGGCCCAAAGUACACAGUCAUAACACUUAUGCCAAAAGUGAGUCAGACCACUCAGAAUACUCAGCUGAGUGCGCCUCCCUCUUCCACUCCACCAUUGUGGAAACUAGUGAAGAUGAUGUCAGUGACUACACCGCCAACUGCUUUGGGGAUAGUGAAUCUGAGGACAGUGACUCAGAGGGGGCCUGUAGGAGCAGUGAGAGCAGCCUCACUCUAGACUAUGAGGAAGCUGUUGGGAGUGAGCUGAUUUGGCCCAAGGCCAUUGUCCAGCAGCCAGUAAGGGUGCAGGCUGCCUCUAAGUCGUCUCACCAUCCAGUGCCCAAAAUCUGCCGCAUCAAGGCCUCUAAGGCCCUAAAGAAGAAGAUUCGGCGAUUCCAGCCAGCAUCUCUAAAAGUUAUGACCAUGGUGUGAACAAAAAUGAAAAAGAAAUGUCCCAGAAGAAACCAGGUUGACUUUAGAACAAGAUAGGUUGGAGUUCUAAAAAAAAAAAAAAAUGCAUUAUGGAUGAACCAGAAAUGAUGCCCCCAAAAGGCCAAAAGACCUUUUACUUUGCUAAUAUUUGUGUAAAGAGCAAUGUGUGUAAUUUCUUUAUCUUUCCACUGUUUAUUAUACAAAUACGAAUUUGUGUUAUCUUGCCCACUUGACUCUGUCUUCAGAAAUCCUUUUUAGAAAGGGAAUUGCCUCAAAACCAGAAGAUACAGCUAGAUUCUAUACAGUAAAUAUUCUGGCAGAGAGAUGAAUAGGGAAUAUUAUUGUCCACUCUGCUAGAAUGAUUCUCUACUCCAUAGUGUGAUGUUUCAGAAAUCAUUCACACUUCAGUUUACCACCCAAACCAGUUUCUUUUCCGUGUCUUCUAAUAUUUACAUUGUCAUUGGUAAUACAUCUCUCUCCAAGCCCUCUGUUUCCUUAAGUCAUAGCAGGGCUGCCUCAGGUACACCUUGCAGAGGGUAUAUUUCUCAGUUGUGCUUGGCCACACUAGACAAAGAACGAUAGGUUUUUGUUCUAUCUUUUAAAGGGAGAGCGGUUGGUUGUGAGGAUAGGUGUUGAAAUUGGGUCUGAGUUCCUGAGUCAUUCAUAGCCCUCCUCCCUGACCAAACUUUAGCUUAACUCAGUCACCAAAAAUGUGAAUAUUUCUUUUCUCCUAUUUCCCCCCUAGCAUGAAGUAGAGGUCAAGUUUCCUGCUGAAGCAACAUCAUUUUGAAUUUAUAGUAGAAAAAUUCAUCUCGUGAGAUCUACACUCUGGU
Molecule: messenger RNA, 3402 nt
Organism: Trichosurus vulpecula (common brushtail)
Lineage: Eukaryota; Metazoa; Chordata; Mammalia; Diprotodontia; Phalangeridae
Gene: DACT2
Product: dishevelled binding antagonist of beta catenin 2
Exons: 4
Coding region: 29-2569 (846 amino acids)
Biological process (GO): negative regulation of nodal signaling pathway
Cellular component (GO): cytoplasm
Source: RefSeq, a predicted model, not a curated record